This is a messenger RNA of Saccostrea cuccullata (small rock oyster), 1065 nucleotides long. RefSeq names its product A-kinase anchor protein 7-like. Gene Ontology annotation, molecular function: protein kinase A regulatory subunit binding. The record is from RefSeq and is a predicted model, not a curated record. Bases 7 to 639 code for a protein of 210 amino acids. Gene Ontology annotation, cellular component: cytosol. Lineage: Eukaryota; Metazoa; Mollusca; Bivalvia; Ostreida; Ostreidae. The transcript is spliced from 5 exons.
GUAAGUAUGGAAGAGAAGCAACGUCCAGAUCAUUUUCUGGCAAUUCAAGUGACCGACAAACAGAUAAAACAGAACGUUCGAGAGUUACAGAACGUCAUUUUAGAGAAAGAGAAGCACCUGUCGAACGCGAUGGUGAAGACGGACAGUUUACAUCUUACCCUGGGGGUGUACCACCUAGAGGACGAGGAAAGGGUCGCACAGGCAGCAGAAGCAUUAGACAGAUUUCACAGUAAACUGAAGAUAUCGGAUUUUACGCCACCGUGUUUGAAUGUUUCUAUGGUAGGGCACUUUAGACACCAAGUUUUGUUCGCAUCAGUGGCAAGGGAUGACGGAUUAGAUGUUCUCAACAACCUCGUUAAAGAUGUAAAGAAAUCUCUGGAGACUGACGGGUUUGUAGCCACGGAUGACAGAUACACUCCUCACAUCACAAUCGGAAAGAUGUCCACAAAACUUCGAAAACUGGGUAUAAGGAGAAUUGAGCCAACGCAUUAUGAAGAGAAGAAGACUACUUACUUCGGAAAACAGACGGCGGAGAGUAUCCAGCUCUGUUCUAUGACUAAACCAAUGACAGAAUCUGGUUACUACCACGUAGAACACGAAAUCAGAUUUCUGGUCUCUGACAACUCAGAAGAUCAAUGAUAUCCAUAUUGCUCUUUAAAGACUAAUCCAGUGGAAUUGCAUCUAGCAGAUUUGUUACUGGAUUUUAAGUGUGGAAUUGCUUCUAAUAGGUGUGUUUGAGGGAAAAAAGCAGAAAAAAAUAUUUCAAGGAAUGUUUAGAUCUAUGUCGACUAAUCAGCGGGUUGUAACAAGGCAUUGAAAUAGGAAUGUUAUGUGUGACAAUGAUACUCUAUAUAACACAUUUUUUUUAUUCAUGCAAAUGAUGAACACGAUCGAGAUUCAUCUGAUUGUCAUAAAUUACAAUGUCUCUAGUAAUUAGUACCUGAGUGAGUAAGACAAAAGUCAAUUAAAAAUUAUUUGUUAAAUGAAAUAUGAAGAUAACGAAAGUAGUCAUGCUCAAAAGAAUGUAUGUUUUUCAAGAUUCACAGGACAUUAUAUAUAUAUAUA